Molecule: messenger RNA, 1638 nt
Organism: Plasmopara halstedii
Lineage: Eukaryota; Oomycota; Peronosporomycetes; Peronosporales; Peronosporaceae
Product: multidrug oligosaccharidyllipid polysaccharide flippase superfamily
Exons: 1
Coding region: 1-1638 (545 amino acids)
Biological process (GO): transmembrane transport
Cellular component (GO): membrane
Molecular function (GO): antiporter activity; xenobiotic transmembrane transporter activity
Source: RefSeq, a predicted model, not a curated record
AUGCACGAAGUUCCUUUUAAUGACAGGCGACCAGCAGCUCCAUCUGCAUGUCUAUCCAUGACCGGUAUGUCAAUAAAAGUGAUGUGGGAUGGCUUGUUUAGGAAAAUUGCCCAAGUCUACGAACCAGAAGCGUUCAAGUCUAUAACGACUGAGUGUACCCCAUUAUUACUCUUUGACGCAGCAAUUGCACCCAGUGAUCUUGUAGGAGUCGAGAAAUCAGCCCUGACGAGAUUGUUCCAACCUUUGUUCGUCCAUCACAACCGCGAAGGCCAAGCAUUGCUCCGUCUAUCCUUUCAGAUGUUGCUAUUCGCCAUUGUAGAAUUUGCUCCAAAUUUCUUAAGCAGCGUACUUACUGGUCAUCUCAAUGCAGCGUACAGCAGCGAAUUCAUGGCGGCACGGAGUCUGGCUCUCACUUUUAAUAUGGUUACAAGCACGACGCUGAUCGCGGCCAUGAGCACUGCAAUGGACACACUCUGUGCUCAGGCCUACGGUGCUGGUCAACUACAAGAGCUGGGGUUAUUUUUUCAAACAGGAUUGCUUGUCUUUUGCAUCGGCUUCCCACUUGUAGCCUUUGCCGGUUUCAACUGCGUCGAGCUUCUCGAGUUUGCAGGCCAACAGCAAGAUCUAGCUCGGCUCGUGCAAAGCUUAGUUAUAUUGGCUCUUCCUGGUGUACCUUUUACGGCUAUAAAUGUGCUGAUGAGUAAGAUCUUACAAGGACAAAAUCGCGUCGAGCCACUUGUGGCUAUUGGUCUUGUUGCGAGUAUUUUGCAAGCUACACUACUAUACAUCUUCAUGUUUCAGACCCCACUCGGGAUUACUGGUUCAGCUGUGGCCAUUUCAGCAACUGUGGUUUGCUACGCCGUGAUUUUAUCAAUGUACAUGUACUGCAGCGGUAUAUUUCGACGUGAGUGGCCAGGCUGGCAAUUCAUUAAGGCCGUUCGGUUUCUUCCUGAGUUCCUGCGCCUGGGUGGUUCAGGCAUGGCCAUGUUUGUGUGUGAGGUAUGGGGCUUUGCUUCUGUAGGUUUUGCCUCUGGUUUGCUACCGCAUGCAGCCGCCGUGGUGAGUGCCGACUCAAGCUAUGGCAACCUACGAUGGCUCGGUGCACUCUGGUACGUCGCCAUUUCACUCGCAGGCUCAGUGAGAGUUGGAAAUGCGCUAGGAGCAAACGAUCCCGCACGUGCUUGGUACUCAGCAAAAUUGGCACUAGGCUUGAGCACAGUCUGUGCUUUCGUAACGUCAGUGGCUAUGUUGGUGCUCCACAGCGUGCUACCGUUUGCAUUUACAAGCGACGAGCGAGUCGUAUCCCUUACGUCAAAGUUGUUACUUCUGACCAGUCCGCUCCAAGUCUUUGCGGCACUUUCUGCCGUCUCUCAGGGUAUUUUCCGUGGAUGUGGUUUGCAAGCACUAGGUGCAAAAGUUAACUUUGUCUGCUACAUUUUGUUGGCUGUGCCUCUGGGUCUGUUCUUGGCGUUUACACUUGAUCUGGGUUUGCUUGGACUUUGGCUCGGGCUUUACGUUGCAUUAAUUUCUAGUGGAAUCUUCAGCACGUACUGGCUAACAUUUCGUGCAGAUUGGACAUCUCUUGCGUACAAGGCGCGGAUGCGGACAACCUGCGGAAACGUUGCAUCACGUACAUGA